AUGAAGGUUUUGCUUCAACUUCUGUUUGUGUUUGGCGCAUCCUUUCUGACUGUGGAAUCACGAUUAAUUUUGCAUGAUAAGACGGCUGGUGAAGUAAAUAAUGCAGCCAAUGCUGAUGAGCAAAUGCCAGAAAUACAUUUGAAUGCAACUUUCAUAUCCACUGAUGGAAUAAUGAAACGGUGCACUUCUCACGCUGAUUGCUAUGAUAUGCGUGAGCCAAUUGAUUGGUGUCGCUUAGCUGACAAUCAGCAAUGGACAGACAAAGGAUGUCAUUGUGCUUCCUUGAAUAAAUGUGUUAUUGAACGGUUAACCAAACUCGGUUCAGUCUCUGCAAUUCGAAACUAUGCACUCUGUGCACCUAAAAAAUCCUGGAAAUGUCCACCUUCGACAAGAUUUGUAUGA
This is a messenger RNA of Acanthocheilonema viteae, 402 nucleotides long. The record is from the annotation of a GenBank genome assembly. Lineage: Eukaryota; Metazoa; Nematoda; Chromadorea; Rhabditida; Onchocercidae.